AUGAGAACCUUUCAUGCAAAUUAAAUUAGACUUACUCUCAAAUAAACUUUAUUUAAGGGUAAAAAGUAUCAAUUUUAAUCCAAUGAGAAUAUUCAAAUAAAUGAAAUACCUUCUGUUACUUUAUACAAAAAUUUUGAUGAAAUUUAUUGUUAUAAGAAUAAGAGUCUUGGUAAUGGAAUUAAGUAUAAUAGGUUAGGGAGCACAUGGGAUUGUCAAAAUAUGUUAUAAUAAAUAAGAUGGUAAUAAAAUUCAAUAUGCAGUAAAAAUAUUUCGCACUGGUGAUCCUGAAAUAAUUAGUACAAUAAAGAAAACAUUUAAGAUCAAUAGACAACUUAAUGAUUUAGAAUGUGUGAUCAAAGCUAUAGAUUUAUUCAUUAAUGUUACAAAAGAAGAAAUUCAUCUUGUAAUGGAAUUAUGUCCUUAUCCUUCUUUAUAUAAAUUGCUUUAAUCUAAAAAAUAACCAUCAAUAAAAUAGCAACAAUUACUGAUAUUAGAAUUAGCCAAAUCAAUCGAUAAAAUUCAUAAUAAAUGCAUUUGUCAUAGAGAUCUUAAACCAGACAAUAUCUUAGUGUAAUUGACUGAUGAUGAUGCAAAAAUCAAAAUAAUAGAUUUUGGAGUAUCAAAAAAAUUUGUCACAAAAACAAGAAAUUCUACAUUGAAUAUUGAAAUGUGGACAAGAACAGGUUCAUUAUUUUAUUAAGCACCUGAAAUCUUUGCUGGAGGUGGUUAUAAUUAAAAAGGUAAACAUAAAUACUAAUGUAGUUGAUAUAUGGUCUAUAGGAGUUAUAGUUUAUUAAUUGUUUUGUCAAUAAUUACCAUUUUAAAAUGAUUAAAUCAUGGAUACAAUUGAAUUAAUCUGUGAUCCUAAUUAUAAUGUUGAAAAUACUGCCCAAUUUGAAUCUUUGGAUUAGUUGCAAUAAGAUUUAUUAAAAAGAUUAUUAAGAAAAGAACCAGAAAAAAGAUUAUCUUCAUCAGGUUUCAAAAUAAUAAAUUUUAGAAUUUAUUUUGCAUCCUUGGUUACAUCCAGAAAAACAAGAACAAAAUUAAAAUACUUUUUGUUUAUCAUUGAAUUAUGAUAAAACUUAAAAUAUAUCAACAUCAGAAUAAUUUAUAGGUCUUGAAUAAUUUGAUCAAUAUAAGCUUCUAACAAAAGAACCUUAUUGUACUAGUACAAUUUUAAAAAGAGAAGAACACUAAGAAAAAUUAGAAAAAUUGGAUGAAUUAGGAAAUCAUAUUUACUUUUACUCAUCAUCAAAAUAAUUAAAUUAAGAACCAGAAAUAAAGAAUUAAGAAGAAAAAUAGACAAGUGUAAGUUAAAUAGAUGAAAUUAAAGAUGAUGGACCUUAAGAAAAUAAUAAGAUUUUAGAUGAAGAUGUUGAAUUAAAUAAUUAUAAAAUUGUUGGUUCCAUUAUAUUGAAUUGA
Molecule: messenger RNA, 1422 nt
Organism: Paramecium sonneborni
Lineage: Eukaryota; Ciliophora; Oligohymenophorea; Peniculida; Parameciidae
Source: the annotation of a GenBank genome assembly